Molecule: messenger RNA, 1383 nt
Organism: Tinamus guttatus (white-throated tinamou)
Lineage: Eukaryota; Metazoa; Chordata; Aves; Tinamiformes; Tinamidae
Source: RefSeq, a predicted model, not a curated record
AUGUCCAAGGAUGAGGGCGCAAAGAAGCCUGCGGAGGAGGCAGCACCGGAGCAGCGCUGGAAGUUCCAGGUCUUCUACCUGUGCUUCUAUGGGUUCAUGACGCAGAUUCGGCCCGGAGAAAGCUUCAUCACCCCCUACCUCCUGGGGCCUGACAAGAACUUCACAGAAGUGGAGGUGAGCAGCCCGUACUACCUGCGCUACAAGCCGGUGCUGCUGCUGCAGAGCCUGAGCCACAUCUCCAUCUGGCUGCUCCUUGUUUGGGGCACCUCUGUCCUGGCCAUGCAAUUCAUGGAGUUCUUCUACGGCGUCACCAUGGCUGCCCGCAUCGCUUACUCCUCCUACAUCUUCUCUCUCGUCACCCCGGCUCGCUACCAGCGCAUGGCCAGCUACUCCCGCUCCUCUGUUCUCAUGGGUGUCUUUACCAGCUCAGUGCUGGGGCAGCUCUGUGUCACCCUGGGUGGUGUCCGCUUCCUCACGCUCAACUAUGUCUCCCUAGGCUUCAUGAUCUUCGGCCUAAUCCUCUCGCUCUUCCUGGAGCGGCCCAAGCGCAGUCUCUUCUUCAACCGGGCAGAUGCAGCUUGCAAUGGAGCUGCACCAACAGAGCUGGACAAAAUGGCCAAGGAGGGUGGUGAGGGGAGGUGGCGCUGGCACGAUGUGGUCUUGUGCCGCAUGCUGCGGGAGGUGGGAUCGGUGGCCAAGCAGCCACAGCUCCGGCUCUGGUCCCUUUGGUGGGUCUUCAACUCAGCUGGCUACUACCUGAUACUGUACUACGUGCAGAUCCUGUGGAAUGAGAUCUACCCUGCCAGGGACAACCACAGGGUCUACAACGGAGGGGUGGAUGCCGCAUCCACAUUGCUGGGGGCAGUCGCCUCCUUUGCAGCUGGCUACCUGAAAAUCCGCUGGACGCUGUGGUCAGAGCUGGUGAUCGGGGCUGUGACAGCCUUCCAGGCAGGGCUGGUCUUGCUCAUGAACAGCACCAGCAACAUCUGGCUGUGCUACGCGGCCUACGUGCUCUUCCGUGGCUCAUACCAGUUCCUGGUGCCCAUCGCCAUUUUCCGGAUUGCUACCUCCCUUUCCAAAGAGCUUUGUGCCCUGGUUUUUGGGGUCAACACCUUCUUCGCCACUGUCCUGAAGACCAUCAUCACCAUUACUGUGGCUGACAAGUGGGGCUUGGGCCUCUCUGUGCAUCCUCAGUUCUACGUGUACUUCGGCUACUUCACGCUGCUGGCCGUGGCCUACCUGCUGGCAGCCAUCGGCGUGGGCAUCCGGCACCACCGCCAAAAGCAGCCCACGGAGCCGGCCUUCGCCAAGGAGCUGCCCCAGCCCCCCGUGGAUGUGCCGGAGAAGGAGAAGAGGCCGGAGGCAAACACGACGCAAGCCUGA